CCGGGCGGUUCCGCCUUGCGGGGGUUGGGAAGUCCGGCUUCAGGUCCGCCUGGGCCAGACCUGAGAGCCCAGGCAUCGGUCCGCGGUCGGCCGCCAGACUUGUGCAGAGCCCUCGCGCGCCUACCCUCCGCGCUCCGCCGCGAUGCGCUCCCGCUGCCCAGCGCUGUUCCCCGGCGUGGCGCUGCUUCUCGCCGCGGCCCGCCUCGCCGCUGCCUCCGACGUGAUAGAGCUCACGGACGACAACUUCGAGAGCCGCGUCUCCGACACCGGCUCCGCGGGCCUCAUGCUGGUCGAGUUCUUCGCACCCUGGUGUGGACACUGCAAGAGGCUUGCCCCUGAGUAUGAAGCUGCAGCUACUAGGUUGAAAGGAGUAGUCCCAUUAGCAAAGAUGGAAUUGUCAGCCACCUGAAGAAGCAAGCAGGACCAGCUUCAGUUCCUCUCAGAAAUGAGGAAGAAUUUAAGAAGUUCAUUAAUGAUAAAGAUGCCUCUGUGGUAGGCUUUUUCAGGGAUUUGUUCAGUGAAGCUCACUCGGAGUUCCUAAAAGCAGCCAGCAACUUGCGCGAUAACUACCGGUUCGCACACACCAAUGUCGAGUCUCUGGUGAAGGAGUACGAUGACAAUGGAGAGGGUAUCACCUUAUUUCGUCCUUUACACCUUGCCAACAAGUUUGAGGACAAAACAGUGGUAUAUACAGAACAGAAAAUGACGAGCGGCAAAAUUAAAAAGUUCAUCCAGGAAAACAUCUUUGGUAUCUGUCCUCAUAUGACAGAAGACAAUAAAGAUUUGAUACAGGGCAAGGACCUGCUUAUAGCUUACUACGAUGUGGACUAUGAAAAGAAUACUAAAGGUUCUAACUACUGGAGAAACAGAGUGAUGAUGGUGGCGAAGAAAUUCCUGGAUGGUGGACACAAACUCAACUUUGCGGUGGCUAGCCGCAAAACCUUCAGCCACGAACUGUCUGAUUUUGGCUUGGAGAGCACUGCUGGAGAGAUUCCUGUUGUUGCUAUCAGAACUGCUAAAGGAGAGAAAUUUGUCAUGCAAGAGGAGUUCUCGCGUGAUGGCAAGGCUCUGGAAAGGUUCCUGCAGGAUUACUUCGAUGGCAACCUGAAGAGAUACCUGAAGUCUGAGCCAAUCCCUGAGAGCAAUGAUGGGCCUGUAAAGGUAGUAGUAGCAGAGAAUUUUGAUGAAAUAGUGAAUAAUGAAAAUAAAGAUGUGCUGAUUGAGUUUUAUGCUCCUUGGUGUGGUCACUGUAAGAAUCUGGAGCCCAAAUACAAAGAACUAGGAGAGAAGCUCAGCAAAGACCCUAAUAUUGUCAUAGCCAAAAUGGAUGCCACAGCCAAUGAUGUGCCUUCUCCAUAUGAAGUUAGAGGUUUUCCUACCAUCUAUUUCUCUCCAGCCAAUAAGAAGCAAAGUCCAAAGAAAUAUGAAGGUGGCCGUGAAUUAAGUGAUUUUAUUAGCUAUCUACAACGAGAAGCUACAAACCCCCCCAUAAUUCAAGAAGAAAAACCCAAGAAGAAGAAGAAAGCACAAGAGGAUCUCUAAAGCAACAGCCAAACAUACCACUUUGUCAAAGGACUCUUCUACCAGAGAUGGAAAAAACAGUGGGGAAGACUGGGACCCAUGUGGGAUUAUUACCUCUCAGCCAAGAGGACAGAAUGGAUAUAAUCUGAAUCCUGUUAAAUUUUCUCAAAACUGUUUCUUAGCUGCACUGUUACCAGGACCAGUUUAUGUUUGUGGUUUUGGGAAAAUUAUUUGUGUUGUGGGGGUGGGGGGAACUGAGUUGGGGGGUUAUUUUCUAAUUUUUUUUUUGUACAUUUGGAACAGUGACAAUAAAUGAGCCCCCUUUAAACUGUC
This is a messenger RNA of Chinchilla lanigera (long-tailed chinchilla), 1854 nucleotides long. It is a transcript of the gene Pdia3, whose product is annotated as protein disulfide isomerase family A, member 3. Lineage: Eukaryota; Metazoa; Chordata; Mammalia; Rodentia; Chinchillidae. Gene Ontology annotation, biological process: response to endoplasmic reticulum stress; protein folding. The record is from RefSeq and is a predicted model, not a curated record. Gene Ontology annotation, cellular component: endoplasmic reticulum; cell surface. Gene Ontology annotation, molecular function: protein disulfide isomerase activity.